Thrips palmi is the source of this 3003-nucleotide messenger RNA. RefSeq names its product protein lin-9 homolog. The coding region runs from base 155 to 1921 and encodes 588 amino acids. Gene Ontology annotation, biological process: regulation of cell cycle; regulation of transcription by RNA polymerase II; DNA-templated transcription. Lineage: Eukaryota; Metazoa; Arthropoda; Insecta; Thysanoptera; Thripidae. Gene Ontology annotation, cellular component: nucleoplasm; transcription repressor complex. The record is from RefSeq and is a predicted model, not a curated record. Gene Ontology annotation, molecular function: DNA binding. The transcript has 9 exons.
UAGGCUUAUCUUUGAAGCCAAGGUGUUUCGAAUUGAAUUUCGAAAGCCUGGAAACAGUUUAAUGUUUUGAUUUGUUCACGCUCAUCUCUUAUUUUCGUUCAAAUCGCGUACGCCUUCUGUUUGAAGCCGUUUUGAACUAGGAACAACACCAACCAUGAGUUUUGGAGGUUCAGCAUUCAAAAACGGCACAAUGCCUGAAAUCAAGCAGGAACCAAUCGAAGCUGAUAUUAAAGUGGAAAUUGAUUCUGACGAUGAUUGCAACAUGAUGUUGGGGCCCAGUGUGUUAGGUCUCCUUCGUGUGGGAGAGUCCCCUGUCCAAAGCCCCCAGAAAAAUCCAGUGGUUUUGAAUCGUAGAGGAAUACCUGCAAGAAUCCGUAAGAAAAACAGGUUGUUUUAUGACGAUGACAUCGUAAACACACUUUCAAAACCGUCUCCGAAGAGAGCUACUGUACCACGGUCUCCUAAGAAACCAGAAAAAAAGGCUCCCAAACCUAAGGAAACACCGGCUCCCCGUCACCAGGAACCACCACCACCUCCUCCUCCUCCCCCUGUCCAACCAGCAUCAACACCAAAGGCUUCAGUUAGCAAAGCUAUACCUGAACCUGCUGAAACCCAAACCUCACCAGAUAGGCGUCUUGGUCAGAAAAUUGGAAUGCGCUUAAGAAACUUGCUUAAGCUUCCUAAAGCCCACAAGUGGGUUUGUUACGAAUGGUUUUACAGCAACAUUGACAAGACCUUGUUUGAAGGGGAUAAUGAUUUUAUGGUUUGUCUGCGAGAGUCAUUUCCACAACUUCGUACUCGCAAAUUAACUCGAGUAGAAUGGUGUCAAAUGAGACGUAUGAUGGGAAAACCAAGGAGAUGCUCUGUUGCCUUCUUUGAAGAAGAGAGACGUGAACUUGAGCAAAAGCGUACUAAAAUAAGGCUUCUGCAGCAACGAAAAUUGACUGACCUCUCUUCAUGCCGGGACCUUCCUGACGAAAUACCAUUACAGUUGGUAAUAGGUACAAGAGUCACAGCACGCCUACGUAAACCUCAAGAUGGUCUCUUCACAGGCUCCAUUGAUGCUGUUGACACUUCCAACAAUACGUACCGAAUAACCUUUGAGAGGCCUGGACUAGGUACUCAUUCGGUGCCAGAUUAUGAGGUGUUGUCCACUGAAGCUCCAGAGACCAUUUCUCUGAGCAGUUUCGCUUCUAAGUUCAGACCACGUCCAUCCCUUCAAACCAGUACUCCAAUGAGUGCCAACAUCAGCAGCAUUCUGAACUCUGGUCUGCUUGGAGGUGAUUCCAGCGGUCACCGCUCAGGCAUGAGUGGUCUUCCAGGGAAGCUGCUGGAUACUUUGGUCAGACUACAAAAGAUUUUGAACAUAAAGAAGGGAAAAAUAAAAGUUCUUAGGAACUUAAAUGCUGAUGCUGAGAGGAAAAAGUCCUUUGGAGAACCGAUAACUGAACUUUUCCAGAAACAAUAUGCUUCAGCAGUUAUUGAUUUAGAAAGACUGAAUGCUGAUCUUCAACGUUAUUUGACUUCAAUGCAGGCGUUAUGCUUCGAAAUUGCUCCAGAUCCCAAUACUGCCGCUCUGUUCACGCCAUCACAUCUGAGAGACAGAAGCCGAGAAGAUGCAAGGCAAAUGCUUGAUAAAUGCCGUGGCACAGUCCACAAUGAGAAAAUGUUUGACCUUAUCACUGACCUCACUGCUUUGAUGCUUCAAGUUAAGUCUGUCAAUGUUCAGAGUUUAUCAGAGGGGGACCAUAGCCCUUAUGAAUUGAAAGUUGUCCAAGGUUCAAUGGAACAAAUAAGGUCAAGACUUAGUCCAGCCAACCAACAACUUUUUCAGAACUGUGUGGAAAUCCAUUUGCAGCAUAUUCAGAUGGGCCUUGGACAAAGAGGUGCAUUCACCCCAUUUAUGAGUCAGCGAGCCUAGUGCAGGAUGUUGAUUUAAGGGGUAUUUGAACCAGGCAAAUUUUUAUGUAAUCUUACAUCUGCAUGCCAUGUACAUUGUCCAAAUUGUUUGCUGUGAGAUUCUUCUGGGUUGAGUCAAGACUUUCAUGAACCUCAUGAAACCUCAUGACAUGGUUGUCUGUGUGUUGUGCUAUAUUUUAUUUGCUGGGUUCAGUUGGAAAUUAUUCUUCUCAGAUGUUGUGUGGUGUUUGCUUUAUUUGUUGUUAGUCAUUAAAAGAAUAAUUUUAGGAUCAUUAGAAGUUAGUUGGAUCAUAUGUCAAGAGUGUCAUUGACUCUACAUGUUACUUGGGAAUGAUUUGUUUAAUUGUGUGUUGCAAUGCAAUUUUACUUAUGAUAUGUGUUCAUUAUCAUCAGCACACUGCACCUUGCAUAUGAACUGUUCAUUGAAAAUAUUUCUGAAAUUAUCUACUGUGAAUUACCUUCUUGUUAUGUUCUUCCCAAUUAUGUUGAUCAUCCAACAUAAAAUGUAUAAAAAUCUAUUGGGCUUCACUGUUUUUACUGGAUGUGUCCCAUGUCCUGUGGAAUUUUAUCUUCUACUCUCAUGGAAACCCUACCUUUCAGAUGUUGACUUCAAAAAGGCUGUGAAGCUGCAGGCUUAACAGAAUUUGUGGAAAAGGGACAUCAUUUUUCACAUUCUGUUUAGGAGCCUUUAUUGUAAAUCUUGUAUAGCAAAUGAAUAUUGUUAUUUAUUUAUUUUUAAUGAAUAUUUGAACAUUUUAUUACGCUGAUUUCUCAUGACAGGAGGUAAUUUGUUAACAGUAUUUGAACAAGUCUAAGUUGAAGUUUAUUGUAAUUACUAUAGAAAAUUUUGUACAUAAACAAUUUAUCAUGUGUUUUGGUUCAAAGAUAUUUUAGUUUGUUCUCUUAAGAUGAUUUAUUAAGGAGGCAAGCCAGAUUAACAUCAAACUUCAUGCAUUGCCAAGAAUUUUAUUCUUACUGCGUUACUAUAUAGACCUAUGCAUUAAACUAUUUGGGUGCUUCAUGUAUAUAUGGUAAGCUAUCUACGUACUCCCUUUUAAAACAAAUAAAAUAAUUCAGCAAACA